AUGAGGAACCAGUCUUACUUUCCUUCCUGCAGCCGAGCAAAAGAUGUAACCAUGCCAGCGAAGCUUCCAGUGAACUUUUUCUCCACAAGAUCUCCAGUCAUUGAUCUUUUUCGGGGACAAUUAGACUAUGCAGAUCACCUUCGUCAGGAUUCAGAAAUUGUGCUGUAUUUCUUCUAUGCGCCGUGGUGUGGCCAGUCCAUUGCAGCAAGAGAAGAAAUAGAAUAUGUGGCCAGCAGACUGUCAGACCAGGUGCUGUUUGUGGCUGUAAAUUGCUGGUGGAACCAGGGAAAAUGCAGGAAGCAGAAGCAUUUCUUUUAUUUUCCUGUGAUACACUUAUACCAUCGGAGUUUUGGACCAAUUGAAUACAAAGGCCCUAUGAGUGCUGUUUAUAUUGAAAAGUUUGUUCGUCGGGUGAUGACACCACUACUCUACAUCUCGUCUCGAUCAAAAUUACUAGAUUUCCUCUCAAAUUUUGAGCCUGGAGUUCUAGGAUAUUUUGAGUUCAAUGCUUCACCUCAACCACCUGGUUAUUUAACAUUCUUCACGUCAGCAUUACAUUCAUUAAAGAAAGACUACCUUGGAACAGUACGCUUUGGAGUGAUCACGGAUAAACGUGUUGCAGAGGAGAUCUCCUUGGUGCAUUCAGGCAGUGUGUAUUUGCAUAGGCAUGUCAACACAUCUCUGAUCUAUCCAAAUGACAUCAUGAACUAUACUGCUGAGAACAUUUGCAAGUGGGCUCUAGAAAAUCGAGAGAUGCUUAUACGCUGGCUGAGACCACAUGGUGGAAAAAGCCUUCUUCUAAACAAUGAGCUGAAGAAAGGACCAGCGCUUCUCAUAUUUAUACCUUACAAUCCUUUAGCAGAAAUUCAUCCUCUUUUAGAUGAAAUUACCAAAGUGGCCUUGGAAUACUACAACUGUAAUAGAAGCCAGGCAGCUGAGCCAGAUCUUCGACACUUAGGAGACACUGAUUCACCAGCUUUUGAUUCCUCUGUACCAGAUGCACAUAUGAAAUUAUCAGAAAUGUUUUCAAUAACCAAGUACCCAUGCUGUAACACAGUGGUGCUACCGCAGUGGCAUUCAAUAUCCAGAACUCACAAUGUCUGUGAGCUUUGCAUUAACCAGACGCUUGGUGUCAAACCAAAUAAAGUCCAUGUGCCACACUGUAACUUUUUAGAGAUAGAAGCAGCUUUGGACUCUUUCUACCUCCAGGAACAUACAUUUUUUCAAGUUAUAUCAAAUACCAUAGAAUGCAGCAAUUUCUUAAGUUUCUACAGCCCCUUUAACUAUUACACUGCAUGUUGCAGGACAGUAAACAGGCAUUUUUUAAGUUUCAUUAGUUCUGAGAAGACCAUCUUUCAGACCCCCAAAGUAGCAUUUUCUUCCCAUGGGAAGAAAGAUAACACCCAACAUUCUAUUCCUCACAUUGAGGAUAGGAAUUGUUUUAUUCCUGACUUUCAUAUUAGUGGCACUAACAUUACUGGUCUGAGCUGUAGGACCAACAAAACCUUGAAUCUCUAUCUACUGGAUUCAAAUCUUUUUUGGAUAUACGCAGAGAGACUAGGAGCAUCAAGAUCUACUCAUCUUAAGGAAUUUGCCGCCAUUGUUGAUCUGAAAGAAGAAGUGCACUAUAUCCUAGAUCAAAAUCAGUCACUUGUUGGACCUACCCUGGAGGACUUCAUAAAAAAUUUCAGCGUUCUCUACAGUCCCUUGAAAAGGCAUCUUGUUGAUGACCCUUCAGUCCAUUUUCAUGAACAGCAUGUAAUCACUGAAGUGACUACUAACACCUUUCAUGACACCGUGUUCUUGAGUGAAAAGAAUGUCUUGCUGCUCUAUUAUGCACAGUGGUGUGGAUUCUGUGCUUCUCUUAAUCACAUCUUUAUUCAACUUGCUCGGCUUUUGCCUCCGGAUCAUUUCACUGUGGCCAGAAUUGAUAUCACUCGAAAUGACCUUCCAUGGGAAUUUAUGACAGACCGUCUCCCAACCAUUUUAUUUUUUCCUCAUCAGAGGAAGGAACAAAGUGUGAAGUUCCCUGAAGACUUCUCAGUUAACCUUCCUAAUCUCCUUAAAUUUAUUUUACAUCACUCAAGUCUGUCUUCAUCAGAGCCCUGUACCAAAGAAUGCCUACAUAAAGAGACAGUUCUACAGCAAGGACACAUCUCCCACUUAGAGAGAGAAAUCCAGAAGUUAAGAUCAGAAAUCAGUGCCCUUCAUCAGGCCCAGGACAAGCUUGAAGCACAGCUUUCUGAAGCUAGGAGAGAAGAACAUAGACUACAGCAGCAAAAACACAUGUUAGAAAAGCAGCACAAGACUCUGCAGCUCCACAGUGAGCAGUUACAGGCCACAUAUGAACAGAAGAAUCAAGAAUUAUUAGAAAUGGCUGAAAAGCUUCAAGAAUUAGCUGAUGCAUCAGAAAACCUCCUUAAAGAGAAUACUUUACUGAGAAUCCUGGUGGCAUCAAGGGAAGGAAAGCUACAGAGCAAAGAUGAAAUUAAAGAAUCCCUUCAGUCAGAGCAAACAGUUUCUGAAGACAAUGAUGUAUCAGUUUCCACAGCUACUGCCACAUUAGAGGAAAAAAGGAUUGAUAAUACUGAUACCAUAGAGACAGAGCACAGUAGUAGAAACAGGACAGAAUGAUUGCUUACACAAAGUCAAAUGAUGCAGUAUUGGGUAGAUAUUUAUGCAAAUUUUAUUGAAAUUCAUUGUAAAUAAAGACUUUCCCCACAUGAUCUAG
Leptosomus discolor (cuckoo roller) is the source of this 2731-nucleotide messenger RNA. The record is from RefSeq and is a predicted model, not a curated record. NCBI's taxonomy places the organism in Eukaryota, Metazoa, Chordata, Aves, Leptosomiformes, Leptosomidae.